AUGAAACUAGGUCUAUUAUUUCUAGUCACAUUUCCAUCGCUUUUCCUAACUGAAGACAAUAUUCCAGCCAGAUGGAACCUGGUGCCCAAAAGAUUAUUGAAAAAGUUGUGUAAUUUGGAUGAGAGUUUGGCGAUUUGUGAGUGGAAGGUAAACCAAAUAUUAUCACCACGCGCUCCACCGAAAUAAACACGCGACGCAGACCGCGCCGCGUCACAACACACACAAAAUUCCCUUAUUUGUGUGUGUUGUGGCGCGACGCGGUAUGCGUUGCGUGUUUAUUUCGGUGGAGCGCAUUUUUAUCCUAAAAAUUAACGUUUUUAGCGACAUCUCCCGCGAAAUUCAUCGAAAAAACCGGUUUUUUCAAAAUGGCGGAUAUGCCGAGAUCAUCCGGAACUCAAUAUUUGUAAAUGGCAAAAUGGUGGACUUGCGCCAACCACACAGUCUAGCGUAGAUGGGUUUCGAGAGGAAAAAGAGUCGAUUUUCGCGGUAAAUUCAAAAUUUUCUUUAAUUUAACAAGUAAAUUUAUUCUAGGGAACACCUGAUAUGAUGCUAUCUUCAAAAUGGACAAAUAAAGAGGAUUUGGAUGAAACAGUUAGGAAAGAACUUCAGGAGGUAGGUUUUUUCAUGAUUUUCAUCAGAGAAAUUUGAAUUUUUUGUGAAAAUUUCAAGUUCUAAACAAAGCUAGCAUCUAAUUCUUCUAUUUCACACAAGAAAAUCGCAAGGAAAAAGUGCAAACGCGCCAAAAACAAGAAAAAACAUUUUUGCCGAAAAAAAAACAAAAAAAUAAAAAUAAAACAACGAUGCUCCGCAUUGACGACGCCGUCGCAGUGUGUGUGGCGGGAAUUCAAACACAAUUUUUUUCAGAAUCCUCGUUUCGACGGUCAACUUCGCCAAGAAACCUCAAACGAAUCGAAAGAGCAAAUCUUUGAUGAAUCAAUAAUGACAGCAGACACCUCAAGAAUAUUUCAGUUAUGA
Messenger RNA from Caenorhabditis angaria, 975 nucleotides. NCBI's taxonomy places the organism in Eukaryota, Metazoa, Nematoda, Chromadorea, Rhabditida, Rhabditidae. The record is from the annotation of a GenBank genome assembly.